AUGGCAUCCAGUAAACCUUUACCAUGCGGACGUUGUCAAAAUGCAGCAGUAAACAUAAAUGCUGGUUUCUGGUGUUACGACUGUGAUGACGGUUUAUGCUCAACAUGUAUAAAACACCACAAACAAUUCAAAGGAACAUGUGAUCAUAAGACAAUUGAUAUAAAGAGUUAUAAACCCUCUAUCAGUGAUAUCAAAACAAAAUGUGACAAACAUGGUCAACAAUUCAGCUUGUACUGUCCUAGUCAUUUAAUCCCUUUCUGUGAUGUAUGCAUUUCCAUGACUCAUGCAAAAUGCACUGGAAUAAAGAGUCUAGCUAGUGUAGUACAUAAUACCAAAAUUCAAAACUCUAAAGAAACUGUAGAGAGAGAGAUAAAUUCUAUCUUAUCUUUUUUGGACCAAUUCGUAAACAACAAAUCAAAGAACAUAAGAGCAGCAGAACGUGAGUAUAUAAGCAUAAAGGAAUCAAUAGGAGAUAUUCGAAAGGAAAUAAAUGAACAUUUAGACCACCUGGAGAAGAAGUUAUGCCAAGAUGCAGAUACCAUUUGGAAUCAGGAAAAAUCAAAAGCAACAGGUUUCAUCUUUGAAAUUAAAGAGCAAAAGAAAAACUUGGAGAGAAUGAAAGAACAGUUACAAACAGUCACAACACAUACUUCCAAACUCCAAUCAUUUCUAGGUGUACAUUAUGUUGAACAACAAGUACACCAAUGUCAAAGAUUUGUUGAUGAUCUAGAAAAUGAUGAGAGGACCAAAGAAUUUGACAUCAAAAUGAAGCAAAAUAAUGAUAUCAAUAUGUAA
This is a messenger RNA of Mytilus trossulus (common blue mussel), 795 nucleotides long. RefSeq lists its product as uncharacterized. The record is from RefSeq and is a predicted model, not a curated record. The coding region runs from base 1 to 795 and encodes 264 amino acids. NCBI's taxonomy places the organism in Eukaryota, Metazoa, Mollusca, Bivalvia, Mytilida, Mytilidae. The transcript has a single exon. Gene Ontology annotation, molecular function: zinc ion binding; ubiquitin protein ligase activity.